Molecule: messenger RNA, 4082 nt
Organism: Mercenaria mercenaria
Lineage: Eukaryota; Metazoa; Mollusca; Bivalvia; Venerida; Veneridae
Exons: 2
Coding region: 228-1436 (402 amino acids)
Source: RefSeq, a predicted model, not a curated record
CAUGGCAGAUUUCUUUAGAAGUUGAUGGCAAUUUUGAAGAUCAAGCUGCAAGUUUAUUAGAGCAAAGGAAGUUGCCAAAUCAAGAUGUACUUAAUGCGGUAUGUGCAAAAUAUACUCUUUCAUCACCCGUUUUGGUACACAUUUGUAAAGAUAUCUGCAGUUAUGUAAAAGAGAUAUCAGAAACUGUUGUCAUUGUGUGGGCUGCUAAAACGUACAGAAAAGAUAAUAUGACUUUCGGAAAUGAAAUCGUAUUCGUUGUAUUAACUUCGGAUAAUGAAAUCGUAGAUGUAAAAGACUUUUCAACAUAUCAGAGGUGCGUCUUAGAAGUCAAGGCAAAGAAAGAGAACAAAGAAAUAAAUGAAAAAGAACUACAUGCAGAUAAUCGGCCGUCUCCUGAAGAAAUUCAGGAUCUCGAAAAAUGCUUGAGGGAAAAUGCAAAAUUACUGAUGGAAAGGCAUACCAAACUAACUCUAGUUACGGCUGGUUGGUUUAAGGCAAGUGUAGAUGAAACAGGUCAGUAUUCAGUAAAGAAAGAACUGUGCAUUGUACUGUAUGUACAUGUCAAGGGGUUUCUUCCUUUGAAUGAGAAGCCAUUUCCUACAAAGCUUGAAAAAUAUCCUGUUGACGUUCGAGAGGGGAUAUUUACACUAUGUGGGGGGCCUUACGACUACCAUAGAAAUGUUAAAAUGGGAUGUGGUAUACGUGGUGAGGGACCGGGCACACUUGGGGCAUUUGUCGAGUUUGAGAACGAUGGAAACUUAUACGGUAUCACCUGUGCUCAUGUAGUAUUUGGUAAUGAGAAGUUAAAGUGGAUACUUGAACAUGGAUAUACAGAAAUUAACAGUGAUGAACUUGUGUACCAGCCUGUCUCCGAUCCUUUCGGUACUGCUGUGGUGGCCUUGUAUAAAGAAGGAGGAAACGGAAUUCCUGGAAUGGAGAUUGCAUUAAUUAAGAUCAAUCAAGACAGAUUGCCUACUGACGGAACCUUUCCUGAUGAUUCCGAAUAUGCAGCUGCAGGAUUUGGACCAGACAGACCAUUUGUGUUUUGUUCCGGAAAAGUUUGGGAGUCAGAAAGCCGUCUCCAAUAUCCUGUAGUAUAUAAAUAUGGAUGUGAAAGCAAACUUACAACAGGGAUAUGUCGAGUUAAUGGUGCAUCAGUUCGAACACAUGUAUUUAAGGCCAAUAUUCUAGGUUCUGAGUUAGUUCUGCACGACCAAAUAGAAAUACAGUCUUUGGGAGCAUGUCCGUUUGCUAAGCUUGGCGACUCGGGUGCACUCAUUUUCACAAAUGAGCAAAUUCCAGGUGAGCUUUCAGCAUUAGGAAUAUUCGAAGGACAAAUGGAAAAUGUAUUUACAGCUACACCUAUCUGCGCUGUGUUGGGUGAACUCAGACGAAUUACUAACAAACACUGUAUGCUGAAAACCUACCAUUCAUAAUAUGGGGAUCUUCGCUUAGGUGCGGGUCUUUCAGAACAGGUUUCUUCGCUUGCUGCAAAUGUUACUGAUUUACGAGAACAGUUUGAAGAAAAUUGGCCGAGGUCUUGCACAAGAUUUAGCCACCCACAAAAGAGAAAUAAAAGAUGAACUACAAAAGCAAACUGCGGCGAAGAACAAAAACGGCAGAGAGAGGAACAUAAAAAAACAAAGUCAGGAAAUCAAAGAACAACAAAAGGGGCUAAGUGAAGAGCAGAAAUAACAAACUCAGAAAAUCAAAGUACACAAUUUCUAAAUAUGUUAUAGAGAAAAAAGUCAUCGUAAGGUAUGCUUGAAACAUGGCUAAACAUGAAGUAAAUGAACUCUAUAAAUAUGUACUAAAUAAAAAAACGCUGACGCCAACGUUCUUAAAGAGGCAGUGGGGAUCUAGGUAGACUGAACUACUAGUAAUAUCUGUAAUGUGUUUACGAGUCGGAUAGAAAUAUCCGUCCCGAGUAUUAGGCGGUGACGAGUCUAGCCGAGUUACUGCCCAUGCGCAGGUGGCCGAGGGGCGGAAAUUUCUAUCCCGAUUCGUAAAUACAUGGUGGAUAUAUUUCUUGCAUAUAAGCUUUUUACUGUGACAGAUUUUAUUUUUUCCUCAUAGCCAAUUUAACAAUGAAUGAAUUACGCAAAGGACGGGAAAUUAACGUCUGUAAGCAAACGUGAUGUCAUGACGUUUCAGUGACGCACACUUACAAAGUUCCAUUUUAGUUUUAUCGUUUGUAGCGUAACGUUAUGUUUUACCGUAAAAUAGACUAAGUUAAUAAUCUGUAAUUACAGUAUGUUCAUUUUUCCUCAUAAUGACAUUGAUAUUUUCUCAGAAAACCAUUUUCUCUAUCAGCUCAUCUCAACAGACUGCUAUAUAUCACCUGGUGAAGAGCGCCAAUAGCCACUGACACUAAACUGACCAGCAACAAGAUUAAUUGAACUUUUUCAAAUUACUUGAUACCGAUGUUUAAUUUUUCUCUAGAAUUCAAAGAAAGUAAAGCCUUUACCACAUUCAAAUUCCCAGCAGAAGUCUGUUUAAGCAUUUAAAGUUGCUGAAUAGCGGAUGCUGAACUUUUUAUAACAUUCACAAGCUUUAAAAUGUUUUUAGAUGUUUACUUUAUUGUAGGCAAUAUGACAGGAGUUUAUCUUUUUAUUACAACAUCAUUAAAUCGCCAGUAUGUAUAUACUUCUGAUAGGCCCCUGGAAAGAACCUCCAUGCACACUGGGCAUAACAAUCAUGGUUUUAAACUACUUGAUUUAUGCAAAUCCAUUUUAUUGCGUUUUGCUAACGGUAGAUUAGAUAAGCAAUCUGACUAAAGUACUUGAUCUUCUAAACGAAGAUCUGAGAACGACCCAUUCACAUUCGUCUUCUGUAUAUUUUGGAUUUCCAAUAUUGCUAUUUUUAUUUUCGCAAAUCUAUUUUUGUUUGAACCAACCAGACAACUUGUUCCAAUGUCAAAGAGUAAGAAAAAUUUGCAGAUAAUCCAGGGCUCGAACCCGGGACCUCUCAUUUACAAAGCAAGUGCCCUACCGACUGAGCUAACCGGCUAUCUGACAUCUUUUGACAUAAAAAUUGUUGAUAUCAAAAUCCACGGCUUUUAAAGCUUGCAGGAUAUUGUAAGGUAGCUUUUGAUUGGCUAGCGGAAGGGUUGUCAGAACGAGGCCAUGAAUAGCUCGUUGUCAGAUCCUAUGCGUAGCGUAAUAGGAGAUGUACUUUAGUCAGAUUGAUUAGAUAAGGAUCAUUGUGUGGGUAAUUACACAUAUACAAGCGCUAUGGGUUCGAGUGUGAUAGAUUAUCUUUUGUGCACCUGUAUUAUUUUCUAUUUUGUGUAAUACUUUAGGUAAUCGCUUUUUGUCAAUUACGAAAUCUUGCACUUACGUCAAUCACGCGUUCUUAUCCCGCUUACUGUAUUUGCCCCGCCUUUUACGCUUUAUUAUACGACGCAUCACGAACAAAAUAUAUUAUGCGGAUUUUGAAAUGUUAUAAUGCCACUUGUGUAUGAAUGCUAAUAAUAUAAUAAUGAUAACAUUGUUUUGCAAAUAUGUAUUGUUUUUCUUAAAUUAUAACUUAGAUAUUUAUUGUAUUUUUAUAAUAAAAAAUAAUAAUUGUGUUUUAUAUAUGUCUAAUUUUACGUUGACUUGUACUCUAUGUAUGAUUAGGCCGAAUAGCUAUAUUUUUCUUUAAUUAGGCCUAAAAAAUCUUUGUUUCUAGUAACAUACUCAAAAAAGGGUAGGUGGGUCGAAUUAUUUUUCUUAAAGAUUGUUUUAAAGAAGCUUUUCGGAUAUUUUUGUGUCAAAAUAUUAAUGAAAAUAAGGGAGUUAUGCCCUGAGAGCAACAGUAAGUUGAUUUCUAGCAUCACUUACCAUGUUUAAAUCAUAGAAAGUGCAGUUUUGCAAAUUAAAAAAGAAAUGUUGAUAAAAACUUUUAAUGUCAGGCCAAAAAUUUAGGGUUGGUCGGGAUAAUGGAAACAAACAUUUUACGCCUUACUGUAUCAGAUAUGGUCUGUAGUUUGGAAUAAAAAAUGUUCUGUUGUUUAUUUCUGUAUUCUAUGCAUUCGAAAAGUAAUUGUUUAUUGUUUAGAUAUGAUUUGACACUAUCCAAAAUUAUAUUAUGUAACUAUA